AUGGCAGAGGCCACAACAUCAGUAGAGACAGGGAAUAAGGAGUCUUCUCCACUAGAAGAGCUUGACAUAGAUGUUGAGAUCAAAGCCCAUGCUGAUAAGUUCCACCAUAUGUUCACCGAAAGACCACACCAUGUGUCCAAAGCCAGUCCUGGAUACGUUCAAGGGUGUGAGCUGCACGACGGAGAGUGGGGAAAAGUUGGCAGUAUCAUAUUUUGGAACUACGUUCACGAUGGAGAGCCAAAAGUAGCCAGGCACAGGAUCGAAGCGGUGGAUCCUGAGAAGAAUCUUAUAAAGUUCAGGGUCUUAGAAGGAGAUGUCAUGAAAGAGUACAAAACCUUCAAUUUUACGAUCCAUGUAACACCUAAGCAAGGAGGACAUGGAAGUGUAGUGAAGUGGCAUGUUGAGUAUGAGAGGAUUGACGAGAAGGUAGAUCAUCCCGAGACUAUUCUCCAAUACUUUGUUGAAUUGUCUAAAGAGGUUGACGAGUACCUCUUGUCGGAGGAAUAA
Microthlaspi erraticum is the source of this 507-nucleotide messenger RNA. NCBI's taxonomy places the organism in Eukaryota, Viridiplantae, Streptophyta, Magnoliopsida, Brassicales, Brassicaceae. The record is from the annotation of a GenBank genome assembly.